Glarea lozoyensis ATCC 20868 is the source of this 318-nucleotide messenger RNA. RefSeq names its product HLH, helix-loop-helix DNA-binding protein. Bases 1 to 318 code for a protein of 105 amino acids. Gene Ontology annotation, molecular function: DNA-binding transcription factor activity, RNA polymerase II-specific; protein dimerization activity; RNA polymerase II cis-regulatory region sequence-specific DNA binding. The record is from RefSeq and is a predicted model, not a curated record. NCBI's taxonomy places the organism in Eukaryota, Fungi, Ascomycota, Leotiomycetes, Helotiales, Helotiaceae. Gene Ontology annotation, biological process: regulation of transcription by RNA polymerase II. The transcript is spliced from 2 exons.
AUGUCUGCAUCACCCACCCGCGAGGGAUCUGCUAAUGCCGGUUCUUCAAACGGCAAUCUGGAUGAGAAACCAAGACUUUCUGAACACGAGAAGAAGGCAAACCACAUUGCAUCUGAACAAAAGCGCCGACAAGCGAUUCGCGAAGGCUUUGAUCGUCUGACCGAGCUGGUUCCUGGCUUAGAGGGGCAGGGCCGUAGUGAAAGCGUGGUUCUGAAGAAAACGGUUGAUUUCAUGCGAGCCCAGUUGGAUGAGAGACGGAGGUUGGUGGCCAAAAUUGAAGAAUUGGGAGGUCAGGUUGAUGACGGAAUGAGGCGAUGA